AUGGGUUUCAAAGAACGUUUUCCAUUACCAAUUCCAAUUAUUUUAAUCAUAGCACAAGUAGGUCUAACAGCAGCCAUUGUGGGAAUCGAAAUUCGAAGUAUUUACAUUGAUCUUGUACAUGGAACAAUAUGGGCUGGAUUCUGGUGUGGAAUUAUUUUUGUCAAGACAUUUUUAGCUAUGUCAUGUUUUGUUUGUUGUGGUCGUGGUCGAUGUUGUGCUACCUAUUGUCUCAUUCUCAAUUGUAUAAGUGGUAUAUUAGCUUGUGUUCUAAUUUAUUUUGAUCAAUUUUUAAUGAAUAAUUUAUGUAAAUGUUAUUUGGGUCCACAAAUAUGUUGUACUAUUACCGGUAUUGGAAGUUUCAAUUCACAAUUGGGUCAAACAGCAGUUAAUUGUACUCAACAAUCUAUACAGGGUGUAUAUAUUAAUCAAUGUCCCGUUUAUCCAUCACAAAAAUAUCAACUAUUACAGGCACAACUCGGAUGUAGUGUUGGCAUCUUAAUUACGUGUAUUGUCUAUAUUUUAACUUAUAUAUUUGCCACUUUGGGCAUUUGUUUUGGACAUUAA
Messenger RNA from Didymodactylos carnosus, 564 nucleotides. Lineage: Eukaryota; Metazoa; Rotifera; Eurotatoria; Philodinida; Philodinidae. The record is from the annotation of a GenBank genome assembly.